AUUUAACAAGAAUAGUUAAAUUAUAGAGGGCAGUGUUGACAUAGUUGCAUUUUGCUGGUUGGGAAGAAAGAAAUCAUUUAGUGAAAGUAAAAUUAAAAAAAAAAGAAAAUUAAUGAUUUUUGGAAUUAAUUAAAGAAAUACAAAUUGCAUUUUAAUGAAAACGAAUAAAUAUAGAUCAUGUCUGCUAAAUCUCCAAUAUCUUUACUGAAUUUCUUUGUAUUUAAUUCAACUUAUGGAAACAGAGAAGGAGAGGAAUCGAGAAAGAUUAUUUUCUACUAUCCAGAUAAAACAGAUUUAGACACGAGGAUAAAAAAUAUUGGUCUUUGUGAAGCAAUCAUUAAAUUUUCUGAUACUUUUGCCACUCAAAGCUCAUGUGAAGUUCUUCACACUAAAAAGACUAGACAGCUCUUUCUACAAGCAGAGAAAAAUUUCUGGAUGGUUAUGUCUUUAAGCAUUCCUUUCCAACAAAAACUUAGAGAUGGUCAGCUAUAUCCAGAUUACUAUGCUGAGGAAGUGCAAGAUCAUGUUUUUCAAGCAUUGUUAAAAGCACUGUAUAAAAUGUUCAGGUUAAUUAUGGGAACUUUCAAACAUAAUUUAGAACAUGGAGGAAUAGAGUACUUAAAACAGAAAUUAGAAAUAUUUUACUUAAGGUAUUUACCUAAAAUUAAAUUCCAUCAGGUAGAUUUAUUAGAUGUAUUCCAAGGAAUUCAAUUUCUACCUCUUGAAAAAUAUCCAUUUCUGAAAAUUCAAUGCUUUAUUAGCCUUACUGAAGCAACCUUCAGUCAGAUAAAGUACACAGCCUUCCUUUAUAAUGAUCAAUUAGUUUGGAGUGGACUUAAUCAAGAAGAUAUGCAAGUCUUAUACAGGUUUUUGAUAUGCCAUCUCAUUCCAUCAUUUUUAGAAUCUGAGCUUCAGCUUGGAGCUUUUUCACCUUCAAGGCCAACUUCAUUUAGUUCUGGUCAACAUUUUGGAAGUUAUAUUUACAGAACUUCCAGUACAGAUCAACAGAUUAAAUAUCAUUAUAUGUAUUUCAAUCGCUUAAAUUUGGCUGAAAAAUCUACCAUUCAUAUCGAUGCCAGGAAAACAGGUCACAUGUCAUUCCCUCCAGAAAUUAUUAAGCUUUUAGCUGAUAUAAAUUUUGAUCUGUCCAGACUAACAGAUGCAGGUGAAAUUAUUGGGAAAACUGUAGCUGAUUGUUGGGUUAUUGGAAAAUUAUCUGAACAAAGAGAAUUUUAUGUCGUUCUUCAACAGAAAAAUGCAAAUAUCAUCAAUGUCAGUGAUGAAUUGAAGAGGCUAAAUGCCAUCAAUUUCCAGAAUAUAUUCCUUGUAGAUUAAGAAUGGUUUUUACAUUCACAAUUUGUUGUUAUUUAUGUACAAUUUAUUAAAUUAAAACAUAGUUGAACCAUAA
Centruroides sculpturatus (bark scorpion) is the source of this 1408-nucleotide messenger RNA. It is a transcript of the gene Ccz1, whose product is annotated as vacuolar fusion protein CCZ1 homolog. Gene Ontology annotation, cellular component: intracellular membrane-bounded organelle; Mon1-Ccz1 complex. The coding region runs from base 178 to 1335 and encodes 385 amino acids. Gene Ontology annotation, biological process: vesicle-mediated transport. The transcript has 11 exons. NCBI's taxonomy places the organism in Eukaryota, Metazoa, Arthropoda, Arachnida, Scorpiones, Buthidae. The record is from RefSeq and is a predicted model, not a curated record.